This is a messenger RNA of Syngnathoides biaculeatus (alligator pipefish), 967 nucleotides long. It is a transcript of the gene psme2, whose product is annotated as proteasome activator subunit 2. The coding region runs from base 171 to 881 and encodes 236 amino acids. The transcript is spliced from 11 exons. Gene Ontology annotation, biological process: regulation of proteasomal protein catabolic process; regulation of G1/S transition of mitotic cell cycle; positive regulation of endopeptidase activity. Gene Ontology annotation, molecular function: endopeptidase activator activity. Gene Ontology annotation, cellular component: nucleoplasm; proteasome activator complex; cytoplasm. Lineage: Eukaryota; Metazoa; Chordata; Actinopteri; Syngnathiformes; Syngnathidae. The record is from RefSeq and is a predicted model, not a curated record.
GACUAGUCAGAAGAUGAUGUGGGCGGGGCUUGUAAUCGAAAGUAAAAUAGAUGAGGAAAUAAAAAAAUUGUAAAAAUCACGCGUCUCUAAUUUCGUCCUUCUGUUGCACUUUUUUCCCCUCACCUUUGCCUUUUGUUUUUAUCAGUUAAAAAAAAAAUUCCCUGCCAACCAUGCCCAAAAGCUCCGUGUUGAAGAUAAGCCCCGAAAAUGCCGCGAGGGUACAAACCUACCACCAGGCCUUGCUGAAUCAGGCAAACAAUCUCUUCUCCACUGUCAUCCCUUCCAAAAUCCUCCAGCUGGAUGCUCUACUGCAGGACGUCAGCGUGACGGACAUGUCGUCGCUCAAAGCGCCGCUGGACAUCCCCAUACCCGACCCGCCUCCCGCCGAUGAGGACAUGGAGACCAACGAUGAGAAGAAAAAAAAGCCCAAAUGCGGCUUCAUCAAGUCCAACGAGGUGAUCGUGGCGCUGGUGGGCAAGUUGAAACCCGAGAUCGUCGGCCUGCGGGAGACCAUCAUCACCGUCACGUGUUGGAUUCAGCACCUCAUCCCCAAAAUCGAAGACGGGAACGACUUUGGCGUCGCAAUUCAGGAGAAAAUCUUAGAGAGAAUCGCAGCGGUCAAGACCAAAGUUGACGGCUUCCAGGGGAACAUCAACAAGUACUUCCUGGAGAGGGGAGACGCCGUGGCCAAAGCCUCCAAAGACACUCACGUGAUGGACUACCGCUCGCUGGUCCACGAGAAGGACGUGGCCGUCUACUCCGACAUCCGAAUGAUCAUCCUGGACUUGCGCAGCUUUUACGUGGAACUCUACGACAUGAUCAGCAAGAACAUGGAGAAGGUGACCAACCCCAAAGGCGAGGAGAAGCCGUCCAUGUACUGAAACGCGCAAACUCCGACCCGUUUUGUUUUUAACUCCAAAGAAGUCGGCUUGGAACUGAAUUAGCAAUAAAACGCUAACUUUCACAA